UGGAUUUUGUCACAGAUUUACCUGAGUCACAAGGAUUCACGACAGUUCUGACAGUUAUAGACCGAUUCUCUAGGGGAGUUCGUUUUAUACCCUUUGCCACUAUUCCCAGUGCCUUUCAGACUGCAGAGACAUUGUUUCAUUAUGUAUUUCGAAUUUUCGGUAUCCCGGAGGAUAUCGUUUCAGACAGGGGGCCUCAAUUCACCUCCUAAGUAUGGGCCGCCUUUUUCGAGCACAUAGGGGUAUCCAUCAGUCUGUCAUCUGGAUAUCAUCCGCAAUCUAAUGGGCAAUGUGAGCGGGUAAAUCAGGAACUGGGGAAGUUUUUGAGACUUUUCUGCCAUGAUAACCCCUCUGAUUGGUCGAAGUUUUUAGUCUGGGCUGAAAUAGCACAAAAUUCAUUGACUAGCUCUGCUACUGGACUGACUCCUUUCCAGUGUAUUUUAGGUUACCAACCACCCCUAGCACCCUGGACUGGAUCACAAACGGACGUUCCAGCAGUGGAUGACUGGAUGACGCGUAGUGAACGAGUAUGGGAGGAGACUCACCAGCACAUUGAGACCAUCCUCCAAAGGCAGAAAGAACAGGCCGACAGACACAGAGGACAAACCCCUGUCUUUCAUCCUGGUGACGGAGUGUGGUUGGCUACGAAGGACUUUCGCCCUUCCGAGGGGAGUUGCCGGCCCUUGGAUGAGGCAACACCAGACGUCAUGCCACCACCACCGGAAGUGAUAGAGGGGGCCCCAGUCUACGCUGUCCGACGGCUGCUGGACUCCAGGAGACGGGGCGGGCUCCUUCAGUAUCUGGUGGACUGGGAGGGGUAUGGCCCCGAGGAACAAUGCUGGGUGCCAGCCAAAGACGUGUUGGACCCGGGCCUCAUCGCGGACUUUCAUAGUCAGCACCCUGAGAAGCCAGCUCCUCGUCCCCGAGGCCGUCCACGUAGGAGGCUUACCAGUUCACAUCCCGCCCGUCUGAGAGAUCGUCGCGGAGAGACUUCGCCUAUCCAGCGCCUCGGCAGCUCUGGUUCGGCCCCGGUUCGAGGAUCCGGUGGUGGGAGUGGUUGUCGCCCUGGUUGUCCUCGUGCCGAGGCCCACCCGGACUCUUUGGGGGGGAAUCCCAUGGGAGAUCAUGUGACUCGGCCAUCGAAUGCGGACUCUGAUUACGACCAAGACUCCAUUGCCCAUGGUGCAGUAGGGGCUCACGUGACCAGUGACUCUCGCGAACGCUCCUAUCAGCGCUCACAAUCACCGGAAUACUAA
Molecule: messenger RNA, 1253 nt
Organism: Colossoma macropomum (tambaqui)
Lineage: Eukaryota; Metazoa; Chordata; Actinopteri; Characiformes; Serrasalmidae
Product: chromobox protein homolog 8-like
Exons: 3
Coding region: 507-1253 (248 amino acids)
Source: RefSeq, a predicted model, not a curated record